Messenger RNA from Exophiala xenobiotica, 2421 nucleotides. RefSeq lists its product as uncharacterized. Lineage: Eukaryota; Fungi; Ascomycota; Eurotiomycetes; Chaetothyriales; Herpotrichiellaceae. Gene Ontology annotation, cellular component: plasma membrane; fungal-type vacuole membrane. The coding region runs from base 398 to 1984 and encodes 528 amino acids. The record is from RefSeq and is a predicted model, not a curated record. Gene Ontology annotation, biological process: transmembrane transport. Gene Ontology annotation, molecular function: transmembrane transporter activity. The transcript is spliced from 2 exons.
CUUUUCUUCCUGCGCCCUUCUACUUGCAUUGAACUGCGAGUCCAGGAUGUGCUCAAUGGCAAGUCCUCGAAGCUCGUGGUGACUCAUGGAGAGAUCCUGUACGUUCAUCGUUCCACCUUUCCGUACGCUUCUCCCUUGUCUUGACCGGCCUCUUCUCUCCUCGUGCCACUCACCAUAGCCUCGCCGGCUUGCACGUUGCACAACUUUCGUUUGAAGGGGGACUAGAGUCUUGACUCCACCGCUCUUUGUGCCAUUCAUUGCUACCGUCACUCGGUCUCGGGCCUUUCUGGUUUCAUUGGCGACUGCAAUCACAAUCCCUAUCGCCAAUAAGCGCGGUUCAGACCGCCCUUGAGUCAAGAAUACGCUUGUUUAUCCAUCUUCCUCCCGCCUUCUCGUCAUGGCCACACAGGCCGAUCAUUUCGACGCUGAGAAGGCGCCAGUCCAACCACUGCCUCGGCCGACGACCGUCUCUGACUACCGUGCAUCUGGCCACCACAGACCUGCUGAACCGUCCUUGACCGCCGGAUUGUCUUCGUGGCUGCGAUCAUUCGAGCACGUCUUGUUGAAGUACAACAUUGAGACUCGUGGAAUACAACGUGUGGAGGAUCAUGAGAAACAACGCAUUGGGUGGUAUGCCUACCUUCAGGUUUUCGUGCUCUGGACUUCGAUCAACCUGGCCAUCAAUAAUGUAACCCUGGGCAUGUUAGGUCCGGCCGUCUACGAGCUUUCCUUCGCCGACUCGUCCAUCUGUGCGGCUUUGGGUGCGCUCCUAGGUUCUCUUCCUGUGGCUUGGAUUGCAACGUGGGGACCACUUUCCGGCAUCCGCACGAUGGUUUGGGGAAGAUAUGCCAUGGGAUGGCAUCCAAGCAAGUUGAUCGUCGUCCUGAACAUCAUCGUGAUGUUGGGCUACUCUCUGCUUGUGUCCAUCAUCGCCGGCCAAGUGCUUUCGGCAGUCUCUCCGAAUGGGUCAAUGUCCGUGGUUGUCGGCAUUGUCAUCGUGGCCGUUAUUACUUGGGCUGUCACAACCUUUGGCAUCGCCGUCUUCCACUAUUACGAACGAUUUGCAUGGCUUCCACAACUAAUCGUCUACUCAAUCCUAUACGGAGUCUCGGCUAAACACUUUGACUUGAGCAGUCCCAGUGUGGGAGAUAGUCGUACCGUCGUCGGCAAUCGGUUGUCCUUCUUCUCGAUUUGCGUGUCGGCCGCAAUCACGUACUCAGGCUUGGGGAUGGACUAUUUCGUCUACUGGCCGACCACGACCUCCCGCUCAAUGAUCUUCAUCAUGACCCUGUUGGGUCUAACACUCUCUUUCACAUUUGCAUUUGUGUUGGGCGCUGGAGUAGCAUCGGGCAUUUACAGCAAUGAGCUGUACAUGGACGCGUGGACCAAUUCUCAAGGAGGGUCGGGUUCUGGAGCAUUGCUUGUCCAAGCUUAUCUGCCGUUGGGUGCUUUUGGCAAGUUCUGUGCGGUUAUUGCUGCAUUGGGCGGUAUCGCCAACAUGAUACCCCCGACAUACUCAUCCGGGGUCGACUUUCAGAUGCUUAAUCGAUACUUCGACAAGAUUCCUAGAGUCAUCUGGAAUACCCUCGGUGUCGUCAUCUAUUUUGUUUGCGCAUUGGCCGGACGGAACCACUUGGGAGUCAUUUUUACCAAUUUUCUGGCAUUAAUGGGCUAUUGGGUCGCGAUAUGGGUUGCAAUCUUGCUUGAAGAAUUUCUGAUUUUCCGAAAGGUAAAGAUGUCGAACUACAAUUGGCAUGUUUGGAAUGAUAGACAAAAGCUUCCAAUCGGUAUUGCGGCUCUCAUUGCAUUCUUGGUUGGUUGGGCUGGCGCGAUCCUUUGCAUGGCUCAGGUAUGGUAUACCGGACCUAUUUCUCAGUUGGUGGGAGACUACGGCGCCGACAUGGGCAACUAUGUUGGCUUCUCUUGGGCGGCAUUGGUGUAUCCGCCUUUGCGAUGGCUUGAGUUGAAAAAAUUCAAGAGGUGAGAUGACGCGGCGAAGGGAAUCGAAUCCCCCAACCCGGUGGCCGCUUCCUCAGGCGUUAUCGCUUUGCAUUCGUAACACGCCCACAUAACCUCGCCAAGGAGUCUUGCCCUGCUGUUACGGAGUGCCGGCUUCGACUGUGUUUCAGGCAGAUACAAUCACGCUUCGGUUGAUCACAAGCAAGAUAAGGCGACUGAAUCAGGAUACCAAAGAGUCAAAAAUCGUUCGCUAUGUCUGUGAUCGAGUCGCAUAUAUCCAGUCAAAAACCAUGCAGCCUUCAAUCAUUCUACCGACGCUAGAGGAGAUACAAUCUUAACUAACAUUCGGGCGUUCAGCCACAUAUGCAUAUGGACGAGGGUUUGUUUUUGUUGUGCAAAAAGUCUAGGUGCAUAUCGAUUCUCCAGCACUGGUCCGCCAGCGCUCUAAGUUACUUAAUCGCC